AUGGAGAUUUUGGAUAUAACGGAGGCAAAUUUCGUGGUGGAUGAUGACAUUCUCGACUUCACUUUGGAUGAUGAAAAUGAAGAAACAAAAACCAGUUUUAAAGCCCCUUCUGGUUCUUCUUUGUCUUCCUUGAAAUCAUCGAACCUAUCAACCGUCAUUAACUCUGAGAUUCAAACCAGUUCAUUUCCUGAAUAUCAGGAGGAAGAAUUGGAGUGGUUGUCAAACAAGGAAGCAUUCCCUGAGGUGGAGACUUGCUUUGGUAUUUUAUGCAACGAUCCCAAAUUUAUGUUGAACCAUCCAAGCCCAGUAUCGGUGCUUGAGAACAGUAGCAGCAGUAUUAAAAAUUCGAUUUAUAAUAACAGUGGCAGUACCGUUGUAAGCUGUUGCGGCAACCUCAAAGUCCCUAAAAAUUACCCAGUUCGUGCACGGAGCAACAAAAGGAGAAAAAGAGUAGCCUUGGGCAAUAUGACUAGCCAGCAAUGCUUGUGGUUGGACCAAGUGAACGUUGAGAAAAGCAGGCAAGAAUCACCAGUGGCAUUGCCACCCUCACCAAUGACGACAAAUAAUGGUGCUACUAUGAGGAGGAGGUGCCAGCAUUGCCAAGUUGACAAAACCCCACAGUGGCGGGCUGGACCCAUGGGGCCGAAGACGCUUUGCAACGCUUGUGGGGUUCGAUACAAGUCUGGUCGCCUCUUCCCUGAGUACCGUCCUGCGAGUAGUCCGAUGUUCUCAAGCGCCUUGCACUCAAAUUCUCAUAGAAAGGUGAUUGAGAUGAGAAGGCAGAAGCAGCUAUCAACGGGAGGGUUUAUUACAGUGAGUGAGGCUUGUGUAUAUAGGGGGUAG
Messenger RNA from Fraxinus pennsylvanica, 843 nucleotides. Lineage: Eukaryota; Viridiplantae; Streptophyta; Magnoliopsida; Lamiales; Oleaceae. The record is from the annotation of a GenBank genome assembly.